AGUUAAUACGACUAGAUCAGACAGAGGCUGGUGUCACUACAGAAAAACAGGAAUUAUUUUUUAACAACAAAUUACUUGACUUUAAACUCUCAAUUAUACAAUAUACCAACAUCACCAAGAUCGUUAUUAGUUUUCAAUUAAAGCUGUUUAUCUAACAACGAUUGCUGACAUCAACAAAAUGGUGACAUUUUAUUUACUAGCUUUCUUACUGUUUUGUGUGGAAAAUGUUGACAGCGCACCCAAGCCAAACACAGUCUUCAAUCUGCAAGCGGUUACAAGAGCAAAUAAAGCACACGAAAUGCUGAGAACAAAAUCAUGUCUCGAACUUAUUGGAUCUAAAAAUUGUACCUAUGUAAAAUCCCAACUUCCACACGAUAUGCAGUUUUUUAUGGCGUCAAAAGAAAAUGGUCAUUUAAAGAUCGUCAAAGCUUUGGGUAAUCCAACUCUAGUUAGAGGUCUGAACGGUUUGGGGGCUGUUGUUGUGGUAGAUACAAUCCCAGAUGCGCAUUAUGGUCAUAAAAUCGUUGUAAUGCCGAUCAAAACAGACAUUGAAAAAAGCGAAUGCGACAAACUAAAAGGAUUGUUUUAUAACCAAGCAGGCAGCUUAGGCGAGUGUAUGUUUCUUCCAAACUACUCGUACUGCUUACGAUUGAAACAGAUGAAGAAAAACCGAGCAUGUGCUUUUCAUAGCAUUCCAAAAGUUUAUGAUGUAACCGAUAAUCAACAAAAAAACAUCCUAAAGUGUCUCCCAAAUAUUCAAAAUUUUGGAAAGUGCCCAAUCGUCAAUGUGCUCAAGUUCAACCCAUGCGAUAACAACUCAGGAAAUUGUAAAGGCAACACGUUUAAUCAGCAGGACACUUGUGAGAGGAUGUGCGAUCACGCUGUUAUCCUGUCAGGAGGUUGGAACAAAUAUAUGAACAAGGUUCGACAUUUGAAAAAUAUUAAGGACAUGCACCGCUAUCUCCAUGAGAAAAAAGAUUUUAAAACAAGUAAUAUUAAAGUCUUCUUUGCCAACAAUGGAACGAUAAAUCUUGACAAGCAUACUUCCACCCGUGAUACAUAUCCUGCCACUGAUGCGAACGCUAUUAUUGACCACAUAAAAAAGGUUUGCACUAAACGACCGCAAUGCAUUGAUACUUUUGUACUGUAUCUAAACGGCCCUGCUUUACCGAACGGUAACAUCAUGUUGUGGGAUAGAGAUUCAGAUGGAAAAGCUGCAAAAGCAGAAAUCAUAGAGAUUCCAAAGUUACUUGAACCAUUAAAAACAUGCAAUGCAAAAAACUUUUUGAUUAUCGCUGAUCAAAACUACGCCGGUCAUAUCAUCGGUGAAGUUGUAACACAGAAAAAUUUGGGGUAUGAUAAUUUCAAACGUGUUCAUGUAAUAGCAGCUUCGACCAGAAGGAGUUAUUCCUGGGGAAGAGACUUCACGAAGAAAUUUAUUGAGUUGGACAAUGUACAUAUCGAUUCGCGUGUGGACACUUCACCAUCGAGAAAAAUCUCUUUAAUAUACAAGGAUUUGCAGAAAAUGUUGCCAGCCAAGUAUCGGUUACGCUAUCACAAAGGUGAGAAUGCUGAUUUAACGGUAACCGGCAAGUAUGGAUCCGAAGCGGGUUGCAUAUUGAAUAAAUAGCCCAGCUUGGCAUGAAUGUCCACAAAAAUCAGAAUGAUUAAAAUUUAACAGUGAGGAAAGAAUGCUCUUUCGAAGAAUGCACUUAGCACAAAUGAAUCACCGAAGUAGAGUUCAGCUAGUUUUUGAAACCGUCACCCUCCAUCGUUACACAGGUUGCAAAAAAUGGCAUUACCCAAGAAAACUAUAAGAAAGCUUCUAACAUGACUUUCAGUAAGAAAGAAGAAGGACAUAUUUACUCAGUUCGUAAAAAAAUUCACUCUAAAUUAUUAAAAUUUACGAACAAAAUUAUUUAAUUCCAAUUUCCAUUCACCCCAGGUGAUACGUUGUAAAAAGUAAUUGUAAAUAUUACCCCCUGUUUAUACGUAGAUCAUAACGUUAUAGAUUAAUUAUAUAUAGUAUAUAUAUAAAAGAAAAAUUAUCUUCGAUUUGAUAA
Hydractinia symbiolongicarpus is the source of this 2063-nucleotide messenger RNA. RefSeq lists its product as uncharacterized. The transcript has 4 exons. Bases 179 to 1630 code for a protein of 483 amino acids. Lineage: Eukaryota; Metazoa; Cnidaria; Hydrozoa; Anthoathecata; Hydractiniidae. The record is from RefSeq and is a predicted model, not a curated record.